AUGACUUCAGUAGAAAAUAUAAAAAAUACUGAAAAAGAAGAAAUAGUUAAAAAGGAUUUUAUUGGCAAAGACAAUAAGUAUAUUGAUAAUAUAGAUAUUGAUGGUAGAGAUAAUGAUUUAGAUGUAGAAGAAAAUGUAAAGGUUUUUGAAAAAGGAAAAAACAUUAAAGAUGCAUUUAGUGAAAAUAACAACAAUAAAGAUGAUGAUACACUUAAUGAAAAUGGCGCGCUUAGUGAAGAUAAUGAUGCAUUUGACGAAAAUAAUAAUAAUAACGAUAAUAAAGACGAUAAACUUGGUGCACUUAGUGACAAUGAUGCGGAUAAAGUAGUAGACAAUUUAAAAGAUGUUGAAAUAGAAGAUACCAUUAAAGAAUCAUCAAAUUCAUUACCAAAACGAACAUCAUUAUUAGAGCAGGAUAUUGGAAAAUAUAAUGAAUCAGUUCAAAAGAUUCAAACCAUUCAAGAUGCUCAAAAUUCACAAAAUCCUCUUGCACAUAUAGUAACUGACAAAAUUAAACGAAUUUCAGUUGCAUCUCUUGCUGAAAAUCCUGAAUUAAAUGAUGUAUCUUUGGAUGAUGAUAAUUAUAUUCAAGAGUCACCUAAAGAAUGGGGCUCGCAGGAAUGGGCUUUUUCCAAGACCCCCAACUCAUUAAAAAACUUAUCAUUAUUGUUUGGCUCAAGAUCAAGUACUUCAUCUACAAUAACUACACCUAUUAAUGAAAGAUUUGAUUCGCGUCGUGCGUCUAAUGUGUCUAAUGUGUCUACAGUAUCUUCAGUAUCUAAUUAUGAUUUGUUGUUUGCUAAAAUUGAAAGAGAAAAUCAAAUUUUGCAAGAAGAUCCUAAGGCAAAACGAAUCUCAAUACAAGGAAUCGCAGAAUUAAAACGUAGUUUUGAAAGAGUCCAAAAUGAAGCUAUUGUAAAUUCACAAGAUGAUGAUAUAGAUUGGGACUUUUGGGGACAAAUUAUAUCAGAUUAUGAAACUGUUGCAAGAACAAAAUCACGACAUUUAUCCAAAGCAAUUCAAAAAGGAAUACCGCAAGCAUUACGGGGCAUGAUAUGGCAAUUAAUGUCUAAAUCUAAAGAUGCUGAACUGGAAGCUAAAUAUUCACAAUUGCUCAAACAAUCAAGCCCUCAUGAAAAAAUGAUUGUAAGAGAUUUGAAUAGAACCUUUCCAAAACAUGAAUUUUUCCGGAAUCAGGAUGGAAUAGGUCAAGAAGGUUUAUUCAACGUUGUUAAAGCAUAUUCGAUUUAUGAUCCUGAAGUUGGAUAUUAUGAAGAGGCCUUUUGUGUUCUUGUUAAAUUAAUGAAACAAUAUAAUAUGCGAAGCCAUUUUGUACCAGGAAUGGACGGUCUUCAACUUCGUCUUUUCCAGUUUGAUCUUCUGGUUGAAGAAAUGCUUCCCAGAAUUCACAGUCAUCUUUUGGCACAAGGAAUAAACUCAUCAAUGUAUGCAUCACAAUGGUUUAUGACACUUUUCGCAUACAAAUUUCCAUUAUCAUUGGUAUUUCGAAUAUACGAUACAAUUUUCACUGAGGGGAUUGAGGCUAUUUUCCGAUUCAGUAUUGCACUAUUGAAAAGAAAUGAAAAAAAAAUUGUUGAAUUGAAUUUUGAACCUCUAUUGGAAUUUUUGAAAAGUGGAUUGUUUGAAAGUUACCAGUUUACCCCUACUGGUAUAUUGGCACAAUUGAUAACUGAAACACAAUAUAAAACUAAUGAUUUUGUUAAAGAUGCAUAUGAUAUUCGAAUCACAGUCAAAAAACUUAAUAGAUAUCAACAAGCUUAUUAUACACAUCAAGAAAAUGAGAAGAAAAGAUUCAUAGCAGAGGCAGAAGCAGCUGAGAGAAUAAGAGUUAAUAAUAAUCAUCUAUCUGGUAAAAUCAAAAGUCUUGAAAGCAGCUUACAAACACUUGACCGUGAACAUGUUGAACUCGCUAAUGAUUUCAUUAAUACUAAGAUGGAACUUGCACAAUAUAAAGACGAAAAUGGCAAUCUCCAUCAAACAAUUGCAAAUCUGCGUAGAAAUUUGGAGAUUCAACAUAAAGAAAUUGAAAGUAAAACACAAGAUCAAAUGGAAGAUUUGGCUAAAAAGAAUAUUGAAUUGGUAGAAAGAAAUAAUCUAUUGGAGGAUCAACUUUCAAGUUUAGAAAAUAUGUUAAUAGAAAUUAAGAUGAGGUAUGCAGAGAGUGAGAAUGAAAGAGAAGUGUUGAAACGAAAAUGGAAUGAUUUGAAAAAAGCAUUAGGAUAA
This is a messenger RNA of Entrophospora candida, 2244 nucleotides long. The record is from the annotation of a GenBank genome assembly. NCBI's taxonomy places the organism in Eukaryota, Fungi, Glomeromycota, Glomeromycetes, Entrophosporales, Entrophosporaceae.